AUGCGUUUUUUCCUUGCUUCCCUUUUGCUGGCUGCGGCUGCUAUCGUCAGUGCUGACUCAGGCGAUAAGAUCGGGUCCAUCCAUACCGACCAGAUGUGCACCUCAAAGGGUGUUGACCUUAUUGAUAACAAAUGCACUCCCUAUCCCCAAGGAUCUAUAAACUUGACUGCUGAUGCCGCUAUCUGCUUCGCUUUCCCAGAUGAGGACUGUAACGAGCCCACUAUAACUCCAGACAGCGUUAAGUUCGAGAAGGGGUGUGAGCUUACUGAGAAGUUGGCCGGAGGUAAAGGUUUCCUCACAUGCUAUGGAGAGUCCAGAAAGCCUGGCAAGGGGGAUAAGUAAAUUAUUGAGCCAUGGUAUUAGACAGAACAUAAUGAGCCUGGAUGAUUGCGUCGUUAGGUAAUCCCAAACACACAUAGAAUGAAGAAAAUGACCAUCUACGUGUUCAUGCACUAAA
Molecule: messenger RNA, 457 nt
Organism: Trichophyton rubrum CBS 118892
Lineage: Eukaryota; Fungi; Ascomycota; Eurotiomycetes; Onygenales; Arthrodermataceae
Exons: 4
Coding region: 1-342 (113 amino acids)
Source: RefSeq, a predicted model, not a curated record